Messenger RNA from Trichomycterus rosablanca, 1987 nucleotides. RefSeq names its product galactose-3-O-sulfotransferase 1a (gene gal3st1a). Lineage: Eukaryota; Metazoa; Chordata; Actinopteri; Siluriformes; Trichomycteridae. Bases 272 to 1558 code for a protein of 428 amino acids. Gene Ontology annotation, biological process: myelination; galactosylceramide biosynthetic process. Gene Ontology annotation, cellular component: membrane. The transcript has 3 exons. Gene Ontology annotation, molecular function: galactosylceramide sulfotransferase activity. The record is from RefSeq and is a predicted model, not a curated record.
AUUUAGCCAACUCAGCUCCUGGAGUUCACAGCCAGUGGUGGAGAACCUGGAGGGAGGAGAACAGCUUUUCAACUCAUCAGGUGUUUUAAAAAGGGACAGAUAGAUCAGUAAAGAUCACACAGCAGAUUUUGGAGAGCAUGAGUGCGACAGGAGCCCGACAUCACUCAGUGGACAGAACACCCAGUAGACGCCUCACCGCGGCUAGAUGAUGGUACAUGCCGUUCAUUUCCACUCUCAUUCUUCUGGGAUGAACAGAUCCACCUGCUGAGGUAUGAUGGUCAGGAAGCAGGGGAAGCAGUGGAGGUCAGUGUGUAAGGGUUUAGUUCUGGGUUCUCUCCUCACCAGCUGCAUGAUUCUGCUCUACUGCCUCUCUGCUCCAGAGGUGCAGUUCAACCUGCCUGAAGUUCCAGUGCCUUACUCAUGUGCCCGUCGCCCAUUUCCUGGUGUCUCCAUACCUGCCUCAAGCAUUACCCAUCAAGGCUCAGAACAGGAGCGUCGCUGUACCCCGAAGGUGGACGUCAUGUUCAUGAAAACCCACAAAACAGCUAGCAGUACCAUCCUGAACAUCCUGUUCCGCUUCGGAGAGAAGCAUCGCCUAAAAUUUGCCUUUCCUAACAGUCGAAAUGACUUCUUCUACCCUUCAUCCUUUCAUCAUUCGCAGGUCAGGGACUACGGGCCUGGAAUGUGCUUCAACAUCAUGUGCAAUCACAUGCGCUUCAAUGAAGCUGAGGUGGCGAAAGUGCUUCCUGCUGACACUUCUUAUAUCACCAUCCUGAGGGACCCAGCAGAACUCUUUGAAUCCUCCUUCCAUUAUUUCGGCCGCUUGGUUCCCUUUACCUGGAAGAUCUCUGGAGACGAUAAGCUCGGGGAGUUCCUUAAAGAUCCUGAGCUUUAUUAUGAUCCGGAGGGGUUCAACGCAUUCUACCUCAAGAACCUGCUCUUCUUUGACUUUGGGCAGGAUAAUAAUUUAGCACUGGAUGACCCAAGAGUUGAAGAGGGCAUCCGGGCAAUUUCGAAACGCUUCCACUUGGUCAUGCUGGUGGAGCACUUUGAGGAAUCACUUAUCUUGCUCAAGGAUGCACUUUGUUGGGACAUGGAUGACCUGCUGUUCUUUAAACUCAAUGCUCGAAAGGGGUCUACGGUCUCCAAACUGACCCCCGAGCUCAGAGCCAAGGCUUUGCAGUGGAAUGGUAUCGACUGGAAGCUCUACCAGCAUUUCAAUAAAACGUUUUGGAAGAAGGUGGAGGCGUACGGCCAAGACCGCAUGGCCAGAGAUGUGGCAGAGCUGCGGCGAAGGAAUGUAGAAAUGGCCAACAUCUGCAUUGAAGGUGGCCAUGCGGUUGAUGCCGGGAGCAUUUACGAGACUGCCAUGCAGCCCUGGCAACCUAUAGGUGAGAAAUCUAUUAUGGGGUACAAUCUGAAAAAGAAUGUGGACAAAGGACAUCGAAAUCUGUGUAGAAAAAUGCUGACACCAGAGCUGCAGUACCUAACAAACUUAGGGGUCAACCUGUGGAUCACCAAACUGUGGGGCCAAGUGAGGGACAUCCUUAACUGGUAGAAGGGCAGCAACCCAAAUUUAUUACUGUAAACCUUUCAGAUUACCUCUGACCUUUGUGAAACAUGCAAAAGCUCUUUCUGUGUCGAAAGGGGAGCGAGAUUGUGCACAUCUGUGAGUAAUAUGAGUGGUGAACUGACUUUAUGGUCCUGCACAUUUUAAUGUAGUUUUUAUUUAAGUCGUUUUUUAUAAAGCCACAUCAUGUAUAGAAUUUUAAAGUGGUGCUUGAGUUGGGUCAAUCAUAAAAAAAACAAAUCAGUGACUCAGUCACAUAGCCUUUUCUGCCUUGUCUGAAGUCUUUUACUACUUCUUUUUGCACAAUACUGAUGCCAAUGCCCUAUCAGUAAAGUCAGUUUUUUGACUGUGUUCCUGUUGUAGGUGUCUUAUCAGCUAAUAUGACAACGUUUGCUGCCCAAAGAGCAAAGCUGCACU